AUGGCGCGACCGAUUGAAUUCGUGAUGGACAUUAACGAUUCUAAAGAUUUGUGGAAGAUUGUUGUUCGUUGUAGACAUCUCUGGACUGUGAGAAGUUCGUCAAACAAAGAACACCUUGAACUAAUUUUGCUUGAUUCUAAGCUGGAUAUGAUACAAGCAAUUGUACCAUCCCAUCUGGUGUCGAAAUAUGUGGGUGAUCUUGCCGUAGGAGCUUCAUAUAUCAUGCAGAACUUUAAAGUCUCAAACAACGAUUUCUCCUUUAAGUCUACUACUCAUGGAUACAAGUUGGUAUUUUGUGGUUCAACUUAUGUUAAGAAAACAGAGCUCCCGGAGAUUCCUAUAGAUUAUUUCAACAUUCUUGGUUUGGCGUCCAUUGUUGAUGGAAAAUUUCAGCCUAAUGUAUUGGUUGACGUAGUUGGAGGAGUUACUGAAAUUCUGCAGACUCAGAUAAACUCAGAUAACAACAAAAGCAAGUUUGUGUUUAUGAUUACUGACAUGAGCAAAAUUGUCGUGCAGUGUACACUAUGGGGUAAUUUUGCAUUGCAAUUUUAUGAAUACUACAAGAACCAUGGGGAAGAUGUGAACAUUGUUGUUCUAUUACAAAACGCAAGGAUAAAGGCUGCGAAAGGAGGUUUUCCUUUAAAUGUAUCCAAUGCUUGGAGUGGCACAAAGCUGAUCAUUAAUGAUAUUAGUAAUGUUGAAAUUAAGAAGCUGAAGGAUAGCCUAAAUGCUGAACUGCCAAAGCUUUCUUCAUCAAGUUUGCAAGUUGAAACAACUCAAACCUCACAGUAUUCCGAUUUUGAUAAAUUUAUAUGGAAGGCCGAAGUCAUUAGUUUGGCUGAGAUCGCGAUGCUUAAACAAGAAACAACAUGUGUCACCAUAGCGAAGUUGGAGAAGUUUGAAGUUGGUAAUUCCGGUUGGUAUUACGAUGGUUGUGCCGAAUGUACCAAGAGCGUCGCUAUAAAAGAUGGCAAACUUAAGUGCUAUGCAAAUCACAUAAGUUCUGAACCCGUGCCAAGGUACAAGCUUGAAGUGUUGGGAGUUGAUGGUAAAUUCAAGUCCCGUUUCGUCUUUUGGGAUAGUGACUGUUUCAAGUUAAUUGGAAAAUCUGCUCUACAGAUGAAAAAUGAAUUAGUGGAGGCCGGUGAAGACAAUCCGUUAGAAUUCCCUUUUGGUCUUGAUGCUAUGUUGAAGAAGGAGUUGGCAAUUAGAGCUGUUUUUCAACCGAAAUUUAAUCGUCUUUCGGUUAUUAGCUUUGAAGACGAUGAAGAUUCACGUAAGAAAGUUAAGGACACCUUCAAGUCUCAUGAGGAUGUAUCGAAAAUUCCAAUUUCAUUGGCUUCCUCACAAGAUGAUAUGAAGAGUUUAUCGGAACCUUUAUCUGUAUUUGCUGAUUUCGACCCCAAUGCUGCGAAUUCUGUGAUGACCCCCUGUAAACGUAUAAAUCCUGAAGCGUCAGAAGAUGUUGAAAGUGUUCAACUUUCCUCUACGAAGACGAUGAAACCUAAAUUACUUGGUUAUGAUAUACUGCUCACAAUGUACAAGAUAUUCUGGGCAAAAUUUAGAGGGAAAUUGCAAGUAAGAAAGAGAUUUUUUUCCCUUUUAGAGGGUUUGUGUGAUUCUUUACUUGUUUACUAUGAAGCAUGGUUGAUUGUUAACUUUGAAGGUGGUGGGAGUGAAGUAAAUGUUUUUGAUGAAGACUUGAGUUCUCCUCCAACAUAUUCAUCCAUAACGAUACUGCAUACUAUUAUAGAUAUUAGAUUAGAGAUAAAAGUUAAUGGAGGCAAGAAGCCUACUAAUACAACUAAUAUGUGUAUUAAGAUUUUGGAGUAUGUAGUGUUUGCUGUGUUUUUCGUUGCUUUGGUUUGUUCUCUUACUUUUAAUAUUGGAUUUGGACACAAAGAUCAGCCUCAAGAUGUUGAACAAAGCUAA
Lathyrus oleraceus (garden pea) is the source of this 1932-nucleotide messenger RNA. RefSeq lists its product as uncharacterized. Lineage: Eukaryota; Viridiplantae; Streptophyta; Magnoliopsida; Fabales; Fabaceae. Bases 1 to 1932 code for a protein of 643 amino acids. The record is from RefSeq and is a predicted model, not a curated record. The transcript is spliced from 17 exons.